Cyphomyrmex costatus is the source of this 1704-nucleotide messenger RNA. It is a transcript of the gene Not11, whose product is annotated as CCR4-NOT transcription complex subunit 11. Gene Ontology annotation, cellular component: CCR4-NOT complex. The transcript has a single exon. Bases 265 to 1632 code for a protein of 455 amino acids. NCBI's taxonomy places the organism in Eukaryota, Metazoa, Arthropoda, Insecta, Hymenoptera, Formicidae. The record is from RefSeq and is a predicted model, not a curated record.
CAAACUAGCUGCAUCAAACGGUCAGCUGACAGUUCCGGUGGAUUAUUGAAAGCUGUUUUAAAAAUAUUGUUCUAAAAUAGGAGGGUUAAAAUAUCCGUCGAUUAAUUCUUUGUUCGUAAAUACGUAUAAUAUUUCUAUGUGAAAGAGAAAAAGAAAAUUUCAGUUUCCACUUUGUUUACAUGACAUCACAACAGAGUAAAUGCGAAGUAUCUCGUCAAAGAAAAGAUAUACGAUAGCAAAUAUUUCGUUCACCACGUAUCAAGGAUGGCACUGUCUUCGAAAGACAUCGGGAAAUUGUUGGAUCUCCUCAAUGAGGAAAACUUGGAUACUAUCUUGGAGACCUUUUGCAACCAACUACAUCAGAGCUUCCCUAAGGAGGAGCGCUUCAAGGUUGGAACAGUACUGCUGCUGCAGUUACAGCAGGUUGAUCUAUUGCCUAAGCACACUCAACGUGUUGUAGCAUUAACGCUGCUGUUCGACCUAUAUCGAGGGGAACCGUUAGCUUUUACUCCUUUUGCUUCUGUAUUUGUACAGAUGCUAAAGUCUCAAGAAGAUAUUAACAACGGAAGCUCAAAACCAUCCAGCCACACUGGUCACAUACCAUUCCUGUCAAAUUGUGAGAAGAAUCUACUUGUCAAUUUGAUGGGAUACAAUCAGAAGGAUGUUAUGAAGAAAACGCCACGUCAGAUUGUAGAUGAAUUCUCAUUUUCCACUGUGCCAUCUAUCGAUCUGACCAAUUUGCAGCUGCAGUUGGCAGAACAUCAGUCUGAACUGCCAACCGUCAGUAAAUGCGGAAAUCCAAUAAUACUGCCUGAUAUGGAUCACUCCAAAGGAACAGAAUAUGACGCGGCCACAGUAAGAAAUAUAAUAGAAGAUCUUGCUACUGGUGAUCCGCCCCUAUGUAGACAGAGCUAUCGUCCAGAGUUUCUGAGGCUUGUACCACCAAUUUAUCAUUCUAUCAAUGAGAUUGCUUGGUUCCAUGUCACGGAACCAACUCAGUUUACAGUCGAGUACGACCCUAGUAUGUGCGUGUCAAACUGUGUCAGCUUUGAGGCACGUAAACUCAUGGGCAAAGCCUUCAAGAAUGUUUUAACACUGAUGCAGCAACAAAAUUUGAUCGGUGAAUUGGAAAAAGAUCCGAAACUCGUUUAUCAUAUUGGACUGACUCCGCCCAAAUUACCAGAUCUGGUUGAGAACAAUCCUCUAAUUGCCAUAGAGGUUUUACUAAAACUAAUGCAAUCCAGUCAGAUCACAGAAUAUUUUAGCGUACUGGUGAACAUGGAGAUGUCCCUUCAUUCCAUGGAGGUUGUGAAUAGAUUAACUACCACGGUGGACCUACCAACGGAAUUUGUACAUUUGUAUAUCAGCAACUGUAUAUCCACUUGCGAGACUAUCAAAGAUCGCUACAUGCAAAACCGAUUAGUGCGACUUGUUUGUGUGUUUCUGCAGUCUCUGAUAAGAAAUAAAAUCAUAAAUGUGCAAGAAUUAUUUAUUGAGAUUCAAGCAUUCUGUGUUGAAUUUAGUCGUAUUAGAGAAGCAGCCGCGUUAUUUCGACUUCUAAAACAACUUGAAUCUGGUGAUACCGGUGGACUUAAUGCUCCACCUGCAAGAUGUAGAACUGAUAUGUGUUAAAACAUGUAACUAUAUUUAUAGUGUCUGGAACAUUUAUGUAAAAAAAUACAAUUAAAGAAUUUGUUAAUUAAA